CUAUAAUCUCCUACUAAGGGGUGUUUUCAGUAAGUUCAAACUGAUUCGUUUCUUGGAGCUCGGCUUAAAAGAGAAAAGCUCUGUGAUCGUUGUCAACCUGCAAAUUGCAAAAGAAACAAAAGAACUCCGAACGAUGGCUGGUGGAGGAAGGCUCGGAGAUAUCAUAAAAAUGGAUGAAGAGCUUAUUAUGAAAACUUGCUCUUCUGCCAUGAACGCUCACAAGUUUCCAGGGAACCCCUUUACUUUUGAGAAAAUCCGUGCAUCAUCAGAUACUUAUACGUCCUUCAUUUUCAGCUUUGCUGGAUCUUGGUCCAUAAGCGAUUGGCAGCUUGCUCAAAAACCUUUUGGAGAAACCCAGAUCAAAACUGAACUGUUUCCUUCUCUUAGAAGUAUAGGCAACGAUGAAUUUGCCAUGGUUAAUCAAGCUUUCCAGCAGAGGUUCGAGGAGCGGAUCUUGGGGACUUCAGAUUUCCGAGCUAAGGACCUAAUUCACUAGAAGUUGAUUGGAGUGGGUAGACACAAGGGAGGCAUUUGCCUUCUUCAACAAUCAAGCUCUUCUCUUAAUGAUUUACUUGACUCUCAAUCUUUACUUGUAUCUUCUUCAAAUUUAGCUAUGUUUGCUUGUUCAAAGUCAUCAAAACAUGUCUUAUUUGAACUUUGACAUUAUAGA
Juglans regia (Persian walnut) is the source of this 670-nucleotide messenger RNA. Its product is annotated as protein EDS1B-like. The transcript has 2 exons. Bases 134 to 496 code for a protein of 120 amino acids. The record is from RefSeq and is a predicted model, not a curated record. Gene Ontology annotation, biological process: defense response. Lineage: Eukaryota; Viridiplantae; Streptophyta; Magnoliopsida; Fagales; Juglandaceae.